This is a messenger RNA of Ilex paraguariensis (yerba mate), 1878 nucleotides long. The record is from the annotation of a GenBank genome assembly. Lineage: Eukaryota; Viridiplantae; Streptophyta; Magnoliopsida; Aquifoliales; Aquifoliaceae.
GUUCCCUAGAAGUCCUAGAUUUAUAAGUAGGACACCAAGGCUAGGUUGAGCUGAAGGCUGAAAUCAACAAUUCAACUCUCGAUUGAAACACUUCACUGAUGGAUCAACCUCACGUUAUCAUCUUCCCCUUUCCACUACAGGGCCACGUAAACUCCAUGCUCAAGCUCGCUGAGCUUCUCUGCCUUUCUGGCAUCCAUGUCACUUACCUUGUAUCUGCUUCUAUCCAUGGCCGCCUCCUAACUCACACCAAUGUCCAACCCCGGUUCAAUCACUAUCCCGGAUUCAGUUUCCAAACCCUUCCAGACGGCCUUUAUGAAGGAAGUUUACACAACCCUGAUGGGAUAAUACAGAUGUAUGAAUCUCUGAAAGCCAUAGCGAAACCAUUUCUCAUAGACUUGAUAGUUUCAGAUCGUCUGAGUAGCGACGCCCGCCGGCCAGUGACGUGCAUUAUAGCCGAUGGUAUUCUGAGUCUAGCAAUUGAAGUUGGUGAAAAGACUGGUAUUCCGGUUAUAUUUUUCCGUACGGUGAGCGCUUGCUCGUUUUGGGCUUAUUUUUGCAUCCCCGAACUCAUUGACGCCGGCGAGCUUCCUUUCAAUGGAGACAAUAUGGAUGAAGGAAUAGCGAAUGUGAAGGGCAUGGAAGGCUUUCUCCGGCGACGUGAUCUACCGAGCUUUUGCCGCGUCAGCAACUUGGAAUCCGAUGACUUCAAGAUAGUUCUUAUUGAAACCAGGCGAACCCCUCGAGCCCAAGCUCUCAUACUCAACACAUUUGAAGACCUUGAAGGAUCAAUUCUCUCUCACAUCCGUUCUGUUUGUCCAAAACUCUACACCAUCGGGCCACUCCAUGCUCAACUGAAGACCAGCCUCGCCAGAAAAACAACUUCCUCCUCGACCUCUUCGAACAGUUUGUGGGAGGAAGAUAGGAGCUGCAUUAGGUGGCUUGACGAGCAGCCCAUGAAAUCUGUGCUCUAUGUGAGCUUCGGAAGCAUAGCGGUGGUGACAAGAGACCAGCUCUUGGAGUUCUGGCACGGUUUGGUGAAUAGUGGGAAGCGAUUCUUGUGGGUCAUGCGGCCAGACUCCGUUGCCGGAAAAGAUGGAGAACAUCAUAUUCCGGCUGAGCUGGAGGAGGGUACGAAGGAAAGGGGGUACAUGGUGGGUUGGGCCCCACAAGAGGAAGUUCUGGCCCACCCAUCCAUUGGUGGUUUCUUGACUCAUACUGGUUGGAACUCUACUUUGGAAAGCAUAUUGGCGGGUGUGCCAAUGAUCUGCUGGCCAUACUUUGCUGACCAGCAGGUGAAUAGUAGGUUUGUGGGGGAGGUUUGGAAUCUUGGGGUGGACAUGAAAGACACUUGUGACAGAGUCAUAGUUGAGAAGAUGAUCAAUGAUCUGAUGGAGGUGAGGAGGGAUGAGUUCAAGAAAUCAGCAGAUGAAAUGUCAAAGUUGGCGAAAAGGGCUGUGAGUGAAGGUGGGUCCUCAUCCUGUAACUUGGACCGUCUGAUUGAGGAUAUACGAUUGAUGAAUGGUGGAGGAGCAACUCAUAGCUAAGAUCUGAGAGCAAAUUAGAGGUGUUUCAGUUAUUCUUGUAUCAUUUCAGUGGUAAAGUGAGAUCGACGUUUAUGUUUCUAAUGUUAGUACCACGAAAGUCGGUCAUGCCCUUUCUGGAGCUGUGACUCAGCCAGUUCCAUUUGUUCCAUCACUAAUCCACUUUUUCAAGUUCCUACAAUCUAACAAACAAGUGGUGGGGAUGGGGAGUGGAUGACCUUUUAUUUGUUGAAGUAUGGGUUGUUUUGUUGUUUUUGUCUUAAUGUUGCUUUCCCAAUUGUAAGUUUAAUAAGUUAGCUCUUAAAGGUGAGUUGCUUUCUCAUUGCCCCAUUCCUAG